UCUGCUCUGCUCCCACACCGAAGAAACCAACCCCUCUCCCUCUCCCUCUGCAAAAAUCCCCCAAAACACAUGGACGGCGAUAGGCGGCCUCCGGCGGCGGCCGCGGCCGCAUCGGCGGCAUCGGUCCUCGGCGACGACGACCUGCUCCGCGAGAUCCUGCUCCGCCUCGGCUUCCCCACCUGCCUCGUCCGCGCAGCCCUCGUCUGCAAGCGGUGGCUCCUCCACGCCUCCGACCCGGCCUUCCUCCGCCGCUUCCGCGAGCGCAACCCGCCCCGCCUCCUCGGCUUCUGCCUCCGCUGCCCUGACGGGUAUUCUUUCGUGCCGCUGCCACAGCCCCCGGAGCUCGCCGUCCCCAUACGCCGGGCGACCUCCUCCUGCGCCGCCGCCUUCGCCAUCAAAAUCCAUCGAAUCAAGCACUGCCGGAACGGCCGCCUCAUCACCAACUACUUCGACGGCUGCACACAUCAUCAUGCCAUCAUGGCGCCGCUGCUGCACGGGGAAUCCGCAACCGCCCUCCCGCCGAUCCCGCUACACUCCCGUGACUGGGCCAGGCGCGCUCAAGUGAGAUUCUUUGAGAUGUUCCUACCCGAGGAUGGGGGCCUCCACGGCAUCACCUUGCUGCAUCUCUGGAUGGUUGGGCGAAAAAUCUAUGCGGAGGUGUGCGUCCUGAGAUCCAGCGGUUGGGGCGUCCCUGCCACCGCAGAGAUGGAGCUCCCUGCUCAAAGGUAUGACGAAGGCUUCCUUGAUGACAUGCUACCACCCGUCCUUGGCAAGGUCUUCAUGGUGACCACCUCUGGGACUGGGUACGCCCUGGGCCUAGAUUUGGCGACGGCGAGCUUUUUCACCCUUGAGCUCCCAGUUGGAGUGCAGAGCAACUAUAAGCUCUCAUGUGCGGAGGAUUCUGGGCUCUAUCUUGUCAGUGCAGACGGGUUUCAGCUCAGUGUGUGGCUCCAUCCGAUGAUCGGUGACGACGAUGGUGGAGCCAACUGGAGGCUGGUAGACACAUUUUGUGUCCAUGAGACAUGCACACGUCUUGUGGAUCGUUAUUGGGUGCCCCUUUAUAAUUUUAUUGCUGUUGAUUUUGUCGGGGACAAUGCCGAGUUUGUGAUCUUGUAUCAUCCAGCAAGCUGCAUUUUCUUUUAUGUUCAUCUCAGGAACAGGGUGGUUGAGAAGGUGUAUCAGAGGCCGACGCCUACGGCUAUCACUCCGGUCUAUGGCCGCUUCCAUAUCUCUCCUGUUAUGAUGACCUGGCCGCCUAUCUUUCCGACACUGAACAAAGGACAUGAUCAAGAGGAAUGACCCUCCUGUGUUUGAUCUUUGUAAUAUCAUCACCGAGUAUGACUUCUGCUGUAUAGGAGGGUAUGUACUUUAAGUUAUUACUCUUCCUAGAAGACUGGAUAUUGCAGUCAUGUAUGUUGGAUACUAAGAACCUCUGUUCAUUUCAAUAAAAAAGCCUCCCUGAAGUUCGCCGAA
This is a messenger RNA of Aegilops tauschii subsp. strangulata, 1473 nucleotides long. RefSeq lists its product as uncharacterized. Gene Ontology annotation, molecular function: protein binding. NCBI's taxonomy places the organism in Eukaryota, Viridiplantae, Streptophyta, Magnoliopsida, Poales, Poaceae. The record is from RefSeq and is a predicted model, not a curated record.